Molecule: messenger RNA, 2287 nt
Organism: Seriola aureovittata
Lineage: Eukaryota; Metazoa; Chordata; Actinopteri; Carangiformes; Carangidae
Gene: wash1
Product: WAS protein family homolog 1
Exons: 11
Coding region: 132-1556 (474 amino acids)
Biological process (GO): exocytosis; endocytic recycling; Arp2/3 complex-mediated actin nucleation
Cellular component (GO): WASH complex; early endosome; recycling endosome
Molecular function (GO): alpha-tubulin binding; gamma-tubulin binding
Source: RefSeq, a predicted model, not a curated record
GUCACGUGUCACGUGGAUGCGGAAGUCGGAACCGUUGUUUUGCUAAACAAGUAGCUGGAUCUGUAGCAUCAACAGCCCGGCUUGUUUCUUUUUAUAUUUUUCUUGAAACUGUUAACAAGUAAACAGUACUCAUGGUCAGGAUGACCCAGAAGCACAUCCUGGAGGGCCAGGUGUACUCAGUGCCUCUCAUCCAACCAGACCUUAGGAGAGAGGAGGCUGUCCAUCAGAUAGCAGAUGCAUUACUCUACUUGGAGAACAUCUCUAAUGAUAUUUUCAGACGGGUGUCUGAGAGUGUAGAGAAGAACCGCCACCAGCUGCAGAGCGUCACUGACCGGAUCAGACUAGCUCAGGCCCGUGUCGACAAGAUCAAAGGCAGUAAGAAGGCCACCAAGGUUUUCUCCAGUGCCAAGUACCCAGCACCAGAUCGACUUCAGGACUACUCGUCAAUUUUUACUGGUGCCACAGACCCCUCCUCACAAACCCGCCCCCGACACCGGAUACAGAACAAACUUCGACCAUUUGAUGAGAAGGCCUUGCAGGAGAAGUUAAUGUAUUUCCCAGUGUGCGUUGGCAAUAAGAAGAAGUCUGAGGAUGAGACAGAGGAGGGGCUGGGAAGUCUGCCACGCAACAUCUCAUCCGUCAGCUCCCUGCUGCUCUUUAAUACCACCGAGAAUCUAUACAAAAAGUAUGUGUUCCUUGAUCCUCUGGCGGGAGCAGUGACUAAAACACACACAACACUAGAGACAGAAAAAGAAGAGAAACCAUUUGAUGCUCCAUUGUCCAUCACUAAGAGAGAACAACUAGAGCGACAGACAGCAGAGAGUUAUUUCUAUGUGCCAGACCUGGGCGAGGUGCCCGAGAUAGAUGUGCCGUCCUACUUGCCUGACCUUCCAGGCAUAGCAGACGACCUGUCCUAUAGUGCAGACCUUGGGCCUGGCUUUGCCCCAUCAGGACCCACACACAACAUCCCUGAGCUGCCUUCCUUCUCUGAAGAGAGCAAUGCACCAGGAUCGCAACUCCAGCCUAAUGCUGCACCUCCUCCACCACCUCCCCCACCCCCUCCUCCUCCUCCUGAGCCUGCACUUGCUUCUGCUGCUCCUGCAGGAGCUCCCCCUCCUCCACCUCCUCCACCCCCUCCUCCCGCUGACAUCCCCACAGAAGUCUCUCGAGCCCAAAGUUCAGGUCCUGUGUCUGGUGCUCCCAGCGAGGUGGUCCAGCCGUCAGACAGCCGUGCCAGUCUGCUGGAGUCUAUCCGCAACGCCGGAGGCAUCGGCAAAGCCAAGUUACGCAACGUCAAAGAGCGCAAGAUGGAGAAGAAGAAACAGAAGGAGCAAGAGCAAGCAGUGGGAGCGGCAUCUAGUGGUGGAGACUUUAUGUCUGAUCUCUUCAAUAAACUUGCCAUGCGGAGGAAAGGCAUUUCUGGUAAGGGUCCAGCAGGUGGGGAGACAAAUGACAUUCCCGCUGGUACCGGAGGCGCAUUUGCCAGGAUGUCGGAUGUCAUCCCACCACUUCCUGCCCCACAAUCGACAACAGAUGAUGACGACUGGGAAGCAUAACACAAUGCACAAUGGACACUCAAAGCACUGAUGUAAAAUGGGCAGUAAUUUUCCUAAUAACCCCAGUGAUAAUAAGUGCAAUGAUUUGUCUAAGUAAUUGAACAAAAGCUUACUGAAGCUCAAAUGAUAAGUUUAUUAAUGUCAUAUUCAUUGUAAAACAUAUUUUCAUGAAGUUAAACAAGCAGAUAUGAUCUGAACAUUCACAGAGAUUACAGAAGCAUUUCACUAACAUAUUUCCAUUAAAUAAAAGGCAUUUUUGCAUUACAUAACACUCAACAUUCGCUGCUUUAAAUAUUUAAAACCUCUUCAAGGCUAAAUCAGUCAUAUGGAUGCAUACACAAGUUCUGUGGCUUAUCUUAGUAGCAGCUGCUUCAGUAAUUAAUUUCAACAUAGUGAAUUGAAGAAUUGUUGAGGAGGCUUUCUCUUCUGCAACAUGCUCCAGACUGAUCAACCUGAUAAACUGAUAAUGUCACUUUAGCCAUGGUCUGCAUUUUGCAUUCAAAUACUUGGAUUCAUUAUUCUCCAUUUCGUAUGUAUGUUACCAGUACAAAACAGAACAAGAUGCAGACAAUAGCUAAAAGGUCAAAUGUAAUAUUAAGCAAGUAUGAAGUACUGCAAAAAGAAAAACUGCCUCUCUUGUUGACUACUGAACUUCAGCCGGUGGCACUCAUAGGUCUUAUCGGUGUAAAAUGUUCAACAAUGAAAACAUUAAAAAAGCUGCAGCAAUCUUG